Diaporthe amygdali is the source of this 1746-nucleotide messenger RNA. RefSeq lists its product as uncharacterized. Gene Ontology annotation, biological process: intracellular iron ion homeostasis; copper ion import; iron ion transport. The record is from RefSeq and is a predicted model, not a curated record. Gene Ontology annotation, cellular component: plasma membrane. Gene Ontology annotation, molecular function: ferric-chelate reductase activity. Bases 1 to 1746 code for a protein of 581 amino acids. Lineage: Eukaryota; Fungi; Ascomycota; Sordariomycetes; Diaporthales; Diaporthaceae. The transcript has a single exon.
AUGGCCGAAGGUGCCAGCUCAGGCGGUGAUGGCGAGACCGCACAGGCCAUCAACCCCUUCCUUGAAAACCAGCUGCUCUCCAACUAUCUCUACUACAUUCUUGCCAUCAUGGCAGCCUUGGUCAUCACCCACAAAGUAUACAUCACACUCGUCAGAUACGUCCGGACAGUCUCGUCACUGAACAACAGCACCCAAUCCUACUUCGCCAAGGAGUCAUGGGGACAUGCCUUCUUCAAGAGGUCCUUGCAGUAUGCCCCCGUUCUGCACAAGAGACACAAUCGCGAGUUCCAGAUCAGCUCCGCCAUCAACAUGGGCACCCUUCCCACUCGGCUUCAGCUCUUCGGUCUGCUUGGAUAUUUCGCCACCAACGUGGCCUUCUGCUGCGUCGACAUCUCAUUUCAGGGCAACUUCGAGAGCUGGACGAAGAUGUUCCUCUACCGAACCGGCGUUCUGGCCGUUGUCAACAUGAUUCCUCUCUGGCUUAUGGCUGCGCGCAACAACCCUCUGCUUUCGUGGCUGGGCAUGUCUUUCGACACCUUCAACCUGCUGCACCGAUGGCUGGGCCGUAUCGUGGUUCUCGAAGCGCUGGCUCACACCAUUUGUUGGAUGGCCUCCAAAGGGAAGCCCUUCUCCGUGGUCAUAGGCAUCACAGUGAAGAGUCCCUUCCUGAUGUUCGGUCUCAUCGGCACAAUCGCCUUUGUGUUCAUCUUCAUCCAGGCGUGCAGUGUUUCGAGGCACGCCUUCUACGAGACGUUCAAGAUUCUCCACAUCGCCGCUGCCGCUGUUGCCAUCGUCGGCGUAUGGUACCACCUCCAGAUCAAGGACUUGCCCCAGCUCAAGUACCUGUACGCUGUUGUCGCUCUUUGGUCCUUCGACCGUGCUGCUCGUCUGAUUCGCCUCGCGUACGCCAACAUUGGGUCAGGCGGCACCAAGACUCUCGUCGAGGCCCUGCCCGGCAAUGCUGUCCGCGUUACUGUCAAUAUGGCACGACCUUGGGCCUUCGCCCCUGGGCAGCAUGCGUACCUGUACUUCCCUAGCGUCAGCUUCUGGCAGUCGCACCCUUUCUCCGUCGCUUGGAGCGAGGAGACAGACUCGUAUGAUGGCGAGAAGCUGCCUAUGGACCGAAACGAUAUCCUCUCAAUGCGCAAGACCAGCAUGUCCUUCAUCAUCCGAGGUCGAACAGGCGCUACUGGCUCUCUGUACAAGAAGGCAGCCGCAUGCCCUGAUGGCAGAAUGGUGACGUCGUGUUUUGUGGAAGGCCCUUAUGGCGGCGACCACAAGCUGCAGUCGUACGGCACAGCCAUGCUUUUCGCAGGUGGAGUCGGCAUCACCCAGGCUGUGCCGCACGUGCGCGACCUGGUCGCCGGUUACAACAAUGGCACAGUUGCGGCUAGGAAGAUCGUGCUUGUCUGGAUCAUCCAGAGCCCCGAGCACCUGGAGUGGAUCCGCCCAUGGAUGACCGAGAUCUUGGCCAUGGAGCGCCGCCGUGAGUGCCUGCGCAUUAUGCUCUUUGUAUCCCGUCCUCGCUCCACCAAGGAGAUCCACUCCCCCAGCGCGACCGUGCAGAUGUUCCCGGGCCGUCCCAACAUCGAGCACUUGAUCGGCGCGGAGAUGGAGAACCAGGUCGGCGCCAUGGGUGUCACUGUCUGCGGACCCGGCGCGCUGAGCGACGAGGUGCGAUUAGCCGUGCGGAACCGCCAGUACAACGGCACCAUAGACUUCUGCGAAGAGGCCUUCAGCUGGUAG